Anopheles coluzzii is the source of this 2047-nucleotide messenger RNA. RefSeq names its product prostatic acid phosphatase (gene Acph-1). The transcript is spliced from 3 exons. The coding region runs from base 489 to 1805 and encodes 438 amino acids. Gene Ontology annotation, biological process: dephosphorylation. The record is from RefSeq and is a predicted model, not a curated record. Gene Ontology annotation, molecular function: phosphatase activity. Lineage: Eukaryota; Metazoa; Arthropoda; Insecta; Diptera; Culicidae.
CCGCCAUACGGUUUCAAGAGCAAGGGUAACGGAAAAAGCGUCUCGUUUUUGGUACACUCAACAAAUAGUUUCUAUUGCUGAGCUUGCGAGAUGUAAUCGGCUUAGGAGGAAGUUGUUGUUGAAGUUACGAUAAAAAUCACUUUUAUCACGUUAAGCAUUAUCUUAUCACACUCCCAACGUGAGCAGUGCCGCGUCUGUGCAUACGUGUAUGUGUGUGUGGUAGUGUGUUGCCAUCCCAGAGACACAAACAAAAGAAAGAUCUGCCAAAGCGAUGCAAAUCCCGAAAUAGAUAGUAAAACGUCCAUAUGGAACAACGGUUCGGGCAAUCGGUGAAGCAACCAGUCGUGUCGCAGGCCGUGCCGUGCAGUCAUUACUCCAUCGAUUAACUUCGGGCGGAAUUAAUUUGCAUAGUUUAGUUAAAAUUAUCCAUCGAUAGGCUUCCAGUCGGUACAGGGAGUUGCUCUAGCCUGUUUCGCGAUUCGGUAGCAAUGGCAGGCGAAUUUAUUGGUGUAGAAUUACGGUCAUUGACUGCUGCGUUGCUGCUGGCAACGUUAAUGGUGCUGGGCGUCAGCGGAACGCCGAACGGGACGGUCAGCAAGGAUGAUGGUGAAGGGAAGCUCAUUUUUGCCCAUGUUCUGUUCCGCCAUGGCGAUCGUACUCCGAUCGAUCCGUAUCCGAACGAUCCUUGGAAGGAUCCCAGCCACUGGACCGCCGAUUGGGGACAGUUAGUGAACGCUGGUAAAAUGCGCCAUUUGCUGUUAGGAAAAUGGCUACGCCAGCGGUACUCAAGCUUGCUGCAGGAUACGUACAGCAACAACGAGAUCUACGUACGCUCCACCGACGUCGACCGCACGCUGAUGAGCGCGGAAGCGAAUCUCGCCGGGCUGUAUCCACCGACGGGACGGGACGUGUGGGACUCGGCCAUCACCUGGCAACCGAUCCCGGUGCACACCGUCACGGAGGAGCUGGACAGUGUACUGGCGGCGAAGAAGCGCUGUCCCGCGUUUGACCACGCGCUGAAGGUGUACCGCCAAUCGGAACCGUACCAUUCGUACAACGCCUCGUUCGAGCCGGUGUACCGUUACGUGACGGAGAAGACGGGCCGCCGGUACGAUUCGCUCUCCUCCCUGCAGAACCUGUACAGUGCGCUGCUGAUCGAGGAGCUGAACAACUUCACGCUGCCAGACUGGACCAAAACGGUCUAUCCCGAACCGCUGCGUUCCGUCUCCGCCAUGACGUUUGCGGUGAAAACGAACACCACCCAGCUGGCCCGCCUGAAGAUGGGCCCACUGGUGAAGGAAAUGUUGAACCGGUUCCGCUCGAAGGCAAAGGGCACGCUCAAGCCGAACCGUUCCGUGUGGAUGUACAGUGCGCACGACGUCACGGUCGCUAGCCUGCUGAAUGCGCUGCGUGUGUUUGAGCUGCACAAUCCACCGUUUGCGGCGUGCGUGCUGCUCGAGCUGCGGCAACCCGCCAAUGGUGGUCAGGCGUACGUGGAGCUGUUCUACAAAAAUACCACGGGCGAACCGUACCGGCUGGUCGUGCCUGGAUGUGACGCACGGUGUCCGCUGGAUAGGAUGUUCGAAAUCUACGACAACAUUCUGCCGCAGGACUGGGAAGCCGAGUGCCAGCUGUCCCUGCUGUCGAUGAGCUACGUCGAGGCGGACCUCAACUCGGCCAGCAGCUUGAUCGGGGUCGUGCUGCUGACGGUCGUUUCGCUGCUCGUCCUGCUGACCGUGGUAGCCAUCGCGAAGCGUCGCAACAGUCUGAACAGCGAACGGUGGUACCUGCGGAUCGAUGGAUGAGAGGACGGAGUUGCAUUUACGACGACACCCCAUUUUAUAAUGUAAUGUAGCGUUGUUUCAUAAGGCUGAUGUGGCGGCUGUUGGUGGUACUGUCUGUUUGUUCUUUGUGGGAGCCUUCCUCCGUAUGUUCUCCUUUGUGUUAUCGAAAUGCACUGGUUUAGAGAGAUGAGAUUUUUGUAAGUGAUAAAUAUACAUUAUAGCUACAGACGGAAACGGAAAACGAUUCUGUUAACAAAAAGAAA